AUGAAAAAUAAAAGAUCAAUCUUCUAAGAAUAACAGCCAGAUCAUGAUUUGAUUCGAAAAUAGAAUGAAAUCAAUUUAUAACCAGCAGUAUAAGUAUAUAGAAUGUAUACUUCAUUACAUACAGUAGCUCAAGCACAAUAAGUGGCUGACUCUUUGUCUUAAAUAGAUUUCAUACAAAAACAAUGUGAAAAGAGUAUGAAGGUAAGAGAUUUUGCUAUGUAUGCUGCUUAAUUUUUCAAAUAUGAACAUUACAAUUUCGGGCAAACAAUAAUGAAUCAAGGAGAUUAUGGAGAUAGAUUUUAUUUGUUACUGAAUGGUGAAGUAGGUGUAUACAUGAAACGGUCAAAUGAUGAUAUUGAGAAUGAUUUGGACAUCUUGAAUUAGUAGAGUAGUGAGGCUAACAAUGGUGCAAACAAUUCUUUAAAGAAAAUGAAGAGUGUUGUAUUGAAUUAACUAAACAGAUACGAUUUAGCCUUAAGAAUGUUAACAGAUAAUCCUAUGUACUAUAAUAAUGGAGUUCCUUUGUUUAAGAAAGUGUGGCAAUAUUAUUCAGGUUAGUGUUUUGGUGAUUAAGCACUAAUUCAUGAUCAGCCAAGAUCAGCAAGCAUAGUGGUAGUAUCAGAGGAGGCACAUCUGAUAUCAAUGAAUAAACAUGAUUAUAGAUUGGUUUGUGAGAAACAGAUUCAGGAAUAGAAUGCUAAUGUGGAUUAUUUUAUGAAAUUGUUUAAUGGAGCUAGCAAAUUUACAGUUACCAAAUUUAUUUAGAACUUGAGAACCAUUCAAUUCUCAGCAUAAACAAUAUUAUGGAAGGAGGGAGAUGAACCCAAAUUCUAUUUUUUGAUUUUGAAGGGUAGAGUGCAAUUAUAUAGGUAUAUUUCAGAGGAAAUGAUUACUCAACAUGCCAGUAGAAAGAAGAAGAAGAUCAUAUUAAGUCAAUUAUCAGAUAAUGCAUUUGUUGGUUAAGAAGAGAUAAUCGAAUCUCUUCCUUGUCGAUUGUAUUCUUGUUAGGUCUUGGAUAAUACAUCAGCAUAUUACAUGGAGGUUAAUGAAUUCAAUAAUCUCAAAAAGAACUUCCCUGACAUUGUGAAAUUACUGAAAGACAAGAGUUCUUUAAUUUCUGAAUAUAUGAAUAACAGAUAAAAUAACAUCAUUUCUAUACUGGCAUAACAUGAACAUCAAAAAUAGGAACCACCCCAAUUGAUGAUUACUGAAAGAAAAACUGUGUAAGAGAUAUUCAAAGAUCCACAUGAUAGACCAGACAAGAAUGACAUUAGAUCAUAGAAACCUAAGAUACUCUUACAAACUGAAAUUGCUCAUUAGAAUAUGUUGUAUCAUCUCAAGAAAAAACCAACUGAUGCCAAAUCUAAAUUCUUAAUGGUUGAUACAAGUCUAAUUGAGUAAAUCAGAGAUAGAGUAUCCAGAAAGGUAUGGACUGGAGCCGAAAAGAAGUAGAGAGUUAAAACUACCAAUCUUGAAGAAAACUAGAUUUUGAUUACCAGGGUUUAAAGUGCAAUCAAUAAAAAAACUACUCAAAUGCAGAGUUUUGAAUCCCUUGAAACUGUACUCUAAAUCACUUCUACUAACCCUUUUUUUACUUCUCCAACCUUUGUGACUUCCACAACUAACACUGUUCCUCUUAUUUAAAGAUCCUGGAAUCCAACAAGCAAAUAAUUAAGAGCUAAAUUAAAAAAGACGUUGAGUUGUAGUCGAAACACACUUCCUACUCGUCACUCUGAAAAUGAAGAUAUAUUCUCACAAUUCUAGCCCCCUAAAAGAAUUCAUACGUCCAAAUCUCCCCAAAGAAGAAUUUACUCAGCUUUUGGAUCUCACAAAAAGAAUGAUAAAUUUUUAAGUUAUUUUUGA
Messenger RNA from Paramecium tetraurelia, 1863 nucleotides. RefSeq lists its product as uncharacterized. The record is from RefSeq and is a predicted model, not a curated record. Lineage: Eukaryota; Ciliophora; Oligohymenophorea; Peniculida; Parameciidae. The transcript has 2 exons.